GUGGGGUGGCACUCUGGGCAGGCUGGGUGAGCGGCCUUUGAGUGGCAUCUCUUUGCUCAGUGCCUAGGCUGAGUCUGUGGCACUGUCUGCCUGAGGAGCAUGUGAGCGAUGUUGUAGCUGUCACCCAGCUCACACCUCCUUCUGCCACAUCCUGCUCCUGUCCCCAAGGGCAUCCUUCUGACUGCAAAUGUCAUUCACGUAACCAAGCAUUAUAGGAUUGGCCGACGCAAUUAUUUUCCCUUCCCUCACCUCAUUCUGCCCCUCUCAUAUUACCUGGACUCCUGUCAGCCCCAGCGCGUGGCUCUCCUCACACUCUGGGCUCGCUGCAGGCAGCAGGACCUCUCCCUUCAGCUGCAAGGUAGUUCUCCUACGCAGUCUGUGGCAUCUCCAGUGUUGGAGGCUUUAGGAGCUCUUAGAGAAACAUCUAUAAGAGAUCGUGUCCUCCAAGAGGGAUGGUUGGCACCUUUGCUCGUCUCCUGGCUGGCCGUGCGACUGCUGCACUUUUUGCAGCAGCGGGCACAGGGGUGCUCACCACUGGGUACCUCCUAAGCCAGCAAAAUGUGAAAGCUACUACGCAUGAGAAGCGGAGGCUCUUCCCUCCCAGUGCUGACUAUCCAGAUCUUCGCAAGCACAACAACUGCAUGGCUGAGUGUCUGACCCCAGGCAUUUAUGCUAAGCUGAGGGACAAGCUGACUCCCAACGGCUACAGCCUGGACCAGUGCAUUCAGACUGGGGUGGACAAUCCUGGCCAUCCUUUCAUUAAAACUGUUGGCAUGGUUGCAGGUGAUGAAGAAUCCUAUGAGGUGUUUGCUGAGAUUUUUGACCCUGUCAUUAAAGCAAGACAUAAUGGCUACGAUCCGCGCACAAUGAAGCAUCACACUGACCUGGAUGCAUCCAAGAUCACCCACGGCCAGUUUGAUGAGCGCUAUGUCCUCUCAUCACGUGUGCGCACUGGACGCAGCAUCCGUGGCCUGAGCCUUCCUCCUGCCUGCACCAGGGCUGAGAGGAGGGAGGUGGAAAACGUCGUGGUCACUGCCCUCUCUGGGCUGAGAGGAGAACUUUCUGGAAAGUACUACAGCUUGACCAACAUGUCUGAGAGGGAUCAGCAGCAGCUUAUUGAUGAUCACUUUCUCUUUGACAAGCCAGUGUCUCCAUUGCUGACAUGUGCUGGGAUGGCUCGUGACUGGCCAGAUGCCAGAGGAAUCUGGCAUAACCAUGACAAGACAUUUCUCAUCUGGAUUAAUGAAGAGGACCAUACCAGAGUGAUCUCCAUGGAGAAGGGUGGAAAUAUGAAACGGGUGUUUGAAAGAUUUUGCCGUGGCUUAAAAGAGGUUGAAAGAUUAAUUAAAGAACGAGGCUGGGAAUUCAUGUGGAAUGAACGCCUUGGCUACAUUCUGACCUGCCCAUCCAACCUCGGAACGGGGCUCCGUGCUGGGGUCCAUGUCAAGUUGCCCAAGCUUAGCAAGGAUCCCAGAUUUCCAAAAAUCCUGGAGAAUCUGCGGCUGCAAAAGCGUGGCACUGGUGGUGUGGAUACUGCAGCUGUAGCAGAUGUGUAUGAUAUCUCCAACCUGGACCGCAUGGGUCGAUCAGAGGUGGAACUAGUCCAGAUUGUGAUUGAUGGGGUCAAUUACCUAGUUGAUUGUGAGAAGAGACUAGAAAGAGGUCAAGAUAUCAAGGUGCCAUCACCACUGCCACAGUUUGGCAGGAAAUGAUCUUGCUGCUGCCGACUGGUAAUCGGCUGCUCUUCUGACAGAAAGGCACCUCUGUAUAUCUCUGUACAAAUAGCUUGUGUAAUAAAGCACCGCCUGAUACUUAA
Messenger RNA from Coturnix japonica (Japanese quail), 1816 nucleotides. RefSeq names its product creatine kinase, mitochondrial 2 (gene CKMT2). Gene Ontology annotation, cellular component: mitochondrion. Gene Ontology annotation, biological process: phosphocreatine biosynthetic process. Gene Ontology annotation, molecular function: creatine kinase activity. The record is from RefSeq and is a predicted model, not a curated record. NCBI's taxonomy places the organism in Eukaryota, Metazoa, Chordata, Aves, Galliformes, Phasianidae.